Messenger RNA from Alexandromys fortis (reed vole), 2353 nucleotides. It is a transcript of the gene Zmat3, whose product is annotated as zinc finger matrin-type 3. The transcript has 6 exons. NCBI's taxonomy places the organism in Eukaryota, Metazoa, Chordata, Mammalia, Rodentia, Cricetidae. The record is from RefSeq and is a predicted model, not a curated record. Gene Ontology annotation, molecular function: nucleic acid binding; zinc ion binding. The coding region runs from base 368 to 1234 and encodes 288 amino acids.
CGUGUGCGCGUGUCAGCCUCGGCCGCCCGCGGCGACCGGCGGGCCCCCGAGCCUGAUCCCGCAGCCGUUCGCGCAGCCGCCUCGGCGACUGGGUGCUCCCUGCCGGCAUCCGCGCGGGACCGGAGUGCGUGUGUGCGCGCCCAGCCCAGGAAUGGCUUGGGUGGGGGCGAUGCUGCAGGGGCGCAGCUUUGAGUCCUAAGAGCGGAGCCCGGGUCGCCGGGGCCUCCUUCCCAUCUCAGCCUCCUUCUGUGAUGUAAAACAGCCUCCGGAACUCUUUUUUCUCUGCUUGCCGCGUUCUGGUGACCUCUGAGUUUGAAGACACCACCCCUGAUCACCCACUGGAUUAUGCCCGUGGCUUUUCUACCUGAUGAUUCUCUUGCAGCAGGCUGGACUUCCUCCACCUAAGCGGCCCCCGACCUCUCCUCCUAUGUCAGUGGCUGCCAGGUCCACAAGGACCUUGCAGCUUCCACCACAGAAGGCUUUCGGGCAGGAGGCAUCCUUGCCCCUGGCAGGGGAAGAGGAGUUAGCUAAGGGAGGGGAGCCAGACUCUGCCCUGGAGGAGCUCUGUAAGCCCCUCUUCUGCAAACUCUGCAAUGUCACCUUGAACUCUGCUCAGCAAGCCCAGGCACACUAUCAGGGUAAAAACCAUGGCAAGAAACUCCGAAAUUAUUACGCAGCUAACAGCUGUCCUCCUCCAGCCAGGGUGAGCAGCGUGGUAGAGCCUGUAGCCACACCCCUCCUUCCUGUCCCGCCACAGGUGGGCUCCGGCAAGCCAGGGGGAAGAGUGAUCCUGGCCACAGAGAACGACUACUGUAAGCUGUGCGAUGCCUCCUUCAGCUCCCCUGCGGUGGCACAGGCCCACUACCAGGGGAAGAACCACGCCAAGAGACUUCGUCUGGCUGAAGCUCAGAGCAACUCGUUCUCGGACUCUGCAGAGGCAGGGCAAAGGCGGACCCGGAAGGAAGGGAGUGAAUUUAAGAUGGUGACCACCAGGAGGAAUAUGUACACAGUCCAGAACAAUUCAGGUCCUUACUUCAAUGCCCGCUCGCGGCAGAGGAUCCCGCGAGAUCUCGCCAUGUGCGUGACUCCCAGUGGCCAGUUCUACUGUUCGAUGUGUAAUGUCGGCGCUGGUGAAGAAGUCGAGUUCCGGCAGCAUCUGGAGAGCAAGCAGCACAAGAGCAAAGUGUCUGAACAGCGGUACCGGAGCGAGAUGGAGAAUCUGGGCUACGUGUAGCGCUGGCCGCCCGCGCUCAUGGAGAAACUGGUCCUGCCUGUUGUUUGCCUUCUGUCAGCCUGCCUUGCUUUGUGGUCCCCUUGAUCCAUACAUUCCUCAUUCCUCUGCUUAGGAUGGGUAUCUGCAGUGGUACCGUGAGUACCACUUGGGGUGGGGUUUGAGCAGAUGAUGGGCUCUCCUGGAAAACACCGUACAUACGGUCAAGCGACUUACAGUAUGUGACCCGCCUGCCCCGUCAGAAGUAACUUUUUAUCUUGGCCAAGUUCUGUUUCACCAGGAGUAGCCUGACUGCUUAGAGCUAUGACUAUUUAAAAAACGGCAUCUACUUUUGCAAUUUUAGUUUUAUGCAUAUUAGGUGAAAAAAAACUUGACUUCAGUUUGUCCUUCAGAUUAUAGUAAAAAGAUAAACAGAUUCCCAUUUCCUGAUGUUCCUGGGGAGCCAUCACCCCAGUGUGGUGCCGGGCCAGUACGUGUGCUGUUAUGGUGUGUGCUUGGGUCUUCUGGCAACGGUUCAUCCCCUGGGGCGUGUCUCUCUGUAACUGACACGCAGGCUCUUUUGAAUCCAGACACUUCCAGAAUACUUAGGUUCUUUUGAAGCUGUGACUUUAUCUCCAGUUGUGAAUUGCACACAUUUAAUCCCCACCUCCUCCCUCCUACUUGGGUCAGUGUGUUUGCUGAGAUCAUCUCAUGCCCUGGUUGGACUGUCAGUCUGGGACUCAGAUUUGACUAUCUAAUGAGUUGAAGAUGGAUUAUUCUUUUAAAAAAUAUAUUUUCAGACGAUUCAAGGAAAUGCAUGGAUGUGUUUGCGAUUUCAAUUUGGGAAUUAUAUUUUCACUGAUAAUUGCGUGAACGCGUCAUUGUCUGUGGCUUUUUUGAUGAUUGUGUCCUGGCACCGCCCUGGCAGGUGACGGGCCCUCCUGGGAAAUACCACUCUUUCUUCCGUGGAUUUUUUUUUUUUUAAGCUGAUCAAGUUUCAGUGUCCUUUCCAGUGGAGAAGCACACAGACGCUGUGUUUUCUUCUUUACCUCCUCGAGAAGACUGAAAACACAGAUGGCUGUGCUGUCUAAUGCUUCUACUGGGAUUAUUAUUUUUUAAAUAAAAAGCCAUAGUGUAUGUCUA